This is a messenger RNA of Paramuricea clavata, 3108 nucleotides long. The record is from the annotation of a GenBank genome assembly. Lineage: Eukaryota; Metazoa; Cnidaria; Anthozoa; Malacalcyonacea; Plexauridae.
AGUUUCCAGAGCAUCACAUCUCAAAUGGAUAUGGUUUCAAGAUCGCCACUUGCACUGGUAACCUACUGUAUGCGUAAUGUGAUCUAUGCUUUGCUUUCCUAGGCGAACCCAGUACUUCAAUGUGGACUAACAAUCGAAUGCAGGACAAUCGAGGCAUGGGCCACCCUUAUCCUCCACAACCUUUGCCAUCAGCUAAUACCCCAUGGCAAAGUACAGGUGGAGUCCUGCCUGAUGGCAGGCAAAUGCUCGCUGGUUGGAGGCCACCCACAGCUAUGGCUAAUGGUGUAACAUCUGCAACUCCGGGAACGUCAUUGGAACAAAAACGAGAGUCUGUUGAAGCGGACCAGAUUGACAGCAAUAAUUACAGAACGCACGAAUUGCCCAAUGAGAGAAAAGGUAUUGAAGAUACGGAUAAAGAUAGCAGUAAGAGUGGUGUUGGUGAGCAUAAGGGAACAGGUAUGUAAUAGUAUUGUCAAACUCAUCAUGGCUUCGAUUCCCUGAACACUUGGAAAAAUAGUGAAAUCCAUGCCAUGGAAAUCAUAUUUGCACCACUAAUCUAUAGUAUAUCCAACUUUUCCAUACAAUAAACAUGCCAGUGCAAGCUUCUUUGAAUAAGGGGAAUUUGUUCGCGGCAAUGUAUCGCGGACAAUUUGUUCGCUAACCCACUUGAAAUCUGACUUUCCAUUAUUCCCACAAUCUUUUUGAAUGUUUACGUUGAUUUUGUUGCUGUAUUGGCGUGUGCGUAUGUAUGUUUGCGAGUGAAUGAAUAUGUUUUGAGUUGAAUUACUUCUAUUGUUCUCUUUCGUUGUAUAUCGUAAACAGUCCACUUUCAGCAGUUUGUAUAAGUAAUAGUAUGGUUUCGAGUGUGAUUUGGGAACAACAUGCACAACGUGAGCUUUUGAAAGACAAUCUUGAAGUCUUUGAAAGACUCACGAGUGUAUGUUUAUCCAAAUUGCUCGAGAAACUAUACUAUUACUUAACAUCACAUGCGAAAUAGACAAUUUUAAUAUAAACAAUUUUAUUAGCUUGGUUUUAAUCAAUUAAUUAUUUAAAGUGUGUCGAAAGAGAAAUAUAGACGAUAUGUCUUCGAAAAGCACUGUAUUUCGAAAAAAAUUGCACUGCUCUAGCUAAUCAGGAUUGAGAAAUUUCAUGUAUAUUAUUAACCUUGUUAGGUGAAAAUCAAUUGUAAACUCUCCCUGUUCUACAUGCUUUAUAUACACCGUUAUAUUUCGAACAUUGCACAAUGAGGGAUUUACAAAAAAUACGAAGGGGUUUAAUCAUAUAUUACAGUUUAUUUCAUAAUGAUUCAGACGUUAAAUAAGGUUUCCAAGAUUUAUUUGAUAUUAAUUCAUUGCAGGUCUAAUAAAAACUCCCGGGAAUCCGCCGAGUGAAGACGAUCUCCGUUUUCCAUUUAUCAUGAAGCAAGGUAGACAACAGAAUGAGCCCAAUCCAUAUCCGUCCAUACAAACACAUAAUCCCGCAAUGACCAAAUUACACAAUCCUAGUGUUUUAGAGGGCGUCGGUAGUCCAGUUGGAAUAGAAAGUCAGCGGGUUAAAACUCCACCAGUGACUAUUGAAUCGGGUGAGGGGAAAGUUUUCGUUAACCUGACCUCGAAAGUUAAUCAACCACGCGUCGGAGAAAAACGGAGCAACCCGUAUAGUGUUUCCAGUUUAAUGGCCAACGACGAACAACGUACGAAGCGUUCCGAACACGAACAGUUAAAAUUUUCGGCAUUGUUACAAGAAAUGUCUCAAGGUCGACGACCAGAGCAUUUAGUCAAUCUUCAAACAACCGAUGCAUCCGCGCAGUUCAUGGACUUAAAUAAUACCCGCAAUCAACUUUCGUCUUCAUUAAUUAGACAGUCGCAGACUGAAAGAGGAGCUGGGCUUGGAACCCCAGGAGCGUCCCAAGCUCAAUCAAUGGGUGCUAGUUACCCCAAGCCUGCACAGGGAAUUCAAUCACCGCUAAACUGUCCUACUGGUAUUUCGUCGUUAAUGAACAUGAGAUCCCCGGGGAACAUGUUAAACCAAGAAAGAACUGGGUUUAACCCACGAACUAUGUACCCGGGGUAUCCUUCGCACGGAGAAUUUCAACGUCAGCAAAUGAUGCUAUUACAGCAGCAGCAGCAACAACGACAAAUGAUGCAACGUGAGAAUUAUCAUAUGGCAGGUUCAAUGAUGGCAAAUGGUAUACCAAGAAACAUGCCACCCGAAUAUGCUUAUUAUACACAGAGACCGAUGUUUGGUGCAAUGAUGGAGCAGUAUAAAAAUGGUACAAGACCGCCUACUAUUGAUGGUAAGUUGGAAACUAGGCUUGAGAAAGAGAGCGAGAAAUAUGGGCUUGUAUACAGAAAGCUAACACAAUGCAAUUCUGGUCAAUUCCUAAUAAAUCAUCUGUUCAAACUGAACACAGAAAUACACGCUUCUGUAAAUUGCUCUCUUUGGCUUUGAGCCUCGUUUUCGUGAUUGAGACGUUGGUCUUUGAUUAAUUAUUUAAAGUCAGUAAGAAUUGCUCUUUAAAUAUAAUCCAAUAGGAUGAAAUGACGAAAAACAGACAAAUUAACAAUGACAUGUCAUUGAUCAAAAAUCUUGGCUAUUUUUAUUUACACGCUUAAUCGGAAGAACAUUUGUGGAAUAAUAAAUGCAAAAUUCUUCGUUUUACCGCCUGAUUUUUCACAUUUAAACAUGUACUUUUGGAAAGAAGCGUUAUUGUUUCUGAAAUUCUGUAUGGAAGAGCCUGGGAACGAGGUUGGAGCCAAGAACGUAUUCAAGACGUAAUUAUCGAAAAGGUGUAUUAAGAAGAAUCAGAGUAAACUUUUUAAUUUCAAUUUUUUUUUAGAUUUAACUAGCAAGAACUCGCGAGUGUCGUGACAAAGACUGAUAUGACCUGCUUUCAUUCGUCUCCAAGCAUCUCGCGUGUCGAUAACACAAUGCAGUUGACCAGAAUACGUCAUCCGUCUAUGCAAAUUCUGACGCUAACAGCGAAUCAAACAUUCACAAAUACAUUCAAGUUUUCUACACAAUUGAUUUAUAAAUCAAUCUUUUAACAUCUUUGGGUAAUAAAAUAUUCAGAACUAGGUAGAGUUGUACAUUUAUUGUUGAACUUCU